AUGUCUCACCAGAAAAAGCAGCCCACUCCCUGUCCUCCCGUGGGUUGUGGAAAGACCUCUGGUGGAGGUGGAGGAGGAGGCGGCGGCGGAGGCGGCGGCUAUUAUUGCGGUGGUGGUAGCGGUGGCGGCUCCAGCUGCGGAGGUGGCUCAUCUGGGGGAGGCUCUAGCUGCGGAGGCGGAGGCGGUGGUUCCUAUGGCGGUGGUUCCAGCUGCGGCGGUGGAGGCGGCUCCGGUGGGGGCGUCAAGUACUCUGGUGGCAGCAGUGGCUCUAGUUGCGGCGGCGGCUACUCCGGCGGCGGCGGCGGCUCCAGCUGCGGCGGUGGCUACUCUGGCGGCGGCUCCAGCUGCGGCGGUGGCUACUCCGGCGGCGGCUCCAGCUGCGGCGGCGGCGGCUACUCCGGGGGUGGCUCCAGCUGUGGAGGCGGUGGCGGCUCUGGUGGGGGCGUCAAAUACUCCGGUGACGGAGGCGGUGGCGGCGGCUCCAGCUGCGGCGCCGGCUACUCCGGCGGAGGCGGCGGCUCCAGCUGUGGAGGCGGAUCCGGAGGCGGCGGCUCCUACUGCGGAGGCUCCUCUGGAGGCGGCAGCUCCGGUGGCUGCGGCGGCGGUUCCGGAGGGGGCAAGUACUCCGGUGGCGGCGGUGGCUCCAGCUGCGGCGGCGGCUACUCCGGCGGCGGUGGAAGCGGCGGCGGCUCUAGCUGUGGCGGCGGCUACUCAGGCGGUGGUGGAUCCAGCUGCGGCGGCGGCGGCUACUCCGGUGGCGGCGGCAGCAGCUGCGGAGGUGGUUCCUCCGGUGGUGGCGGCGGCGGCGGCUCUUCGGGAUCGUCCCAACAGUAUCAGUGCCAGAGCUACGGAGGCGGUUCUAGCGGUGGCUCCAGCUGCGGCGGCGGCUACUCCGGGGGCGGCGGCUACUCCGGGGGCGGAGGCUCCAGCUGCGGUGGCGGCUACUCCGGGGGCGGAGGCUCCAGCUGCGGCGGCGGCUCCUCCGGGGGCGGCUCCAGUUGCGGUGGCAGCGGCGGCGGCUAUUCCGGCGGUGGCGGUGGCAGCUGCGGCGGCGGCUCUUCUGGCGGCGGCGGGGGCUAUUACUCCUCCCAGCAGACCAGUCAGACCUCCUGUGCCCCCCAGCAGAGCUAUGGAGGGGGCUCUUCCGGCGGAGGUGGUAGCUGCGGAGGUGGUUCCUCCGGCGGCGGCAGCGGCGGCGGCUGCUACUCCAGCGGUGGUGGCGGCGGCAGCGGUGGCUGCGGUGGAGGCUAUUCCGGAGGCGGCGGUGGCUGUGGCGGCGGCUCUUCCGGGGGCAGCAGCGGUGGCUGCGGAGGCGGCUAUUCUGGAGGCGGCGGCGGUGGCUCCAGCUGCGGUGGCGGCUCCUCCGGGGGCGGCUCUGGAGGUGGCAAGGGUGUGCCAGUCUGCCACCAGACCCAGCAGAAGCAGGCGCCUUCCUGGCCGUGCAAGUAAGGGUCACCAGGCUGCAACGGAGACAACAGAGCUGGAAGAGUUCUCCGUGGGCGCCUAUGGGCUUAACUUUCUCAUGAAUUUGCCUGAGGUUUCCAAACCUUUCACAUUUUAAGCACCCCCUCACCCCCCAGAAGAAGCCAUUGAGUCGCUCAAGGUGUAUCUUGUUCUGAUUUUUCCGUCUUGGUUUCUGAAUGACUACCUCCCAAUUCCACUGCCUCCUCAGUCAAUAAAU
This is a messenger RNA of Arvicanthis niloticus (Nile rat), 1681 nucleotides long. It is a transcript of the gene Loricrin, whose product is annotated as loricrin cornified envelope precursor protein. The record is from RefSeq and is a predicted model, not a curated record. Lineage: Eukaryota; Metazoa; Chordata; Mammalia; Rodentia; Muridae. Gene Ontology annotation, molecular function: structural constituent of skin epidermis. Gene Ontology annotation, cellular component: cornified envelope.